Molecule: messenger RNA, 978 nt
Organism: Xylaria bambusicola
Lineage: Eukaryota; Fungi; Ascomycota; Sordariomycetes; Xylariales; Xylariaceae
Product: calcineurin-like phosphoesterase
Exons: 3
Coding region: 1-978 (325 amino acids)
Molecular function (GO): hydrolase activity
Source: RefSeq, a predicted model, not a curated record
AUGGGGCUAUUGGUCAAGGUUGGCCUCCGUCGGCGUAUGAAAUGGGAGCCGCGAACAGCCCUCGACUGGUUUCUGGAGUCCCCCUUACAAGGCAUCAUAUAUCUCCUCUAUCCCGUCAUCUUAUGGCUAAGAGGGAAUCCCGUGAGGCCGCCAAAGAAUAAGGCACCGAUCAAAGUCGUCUUCCUCUCCGACACGCACGACUCCGUCGUCCAGAAAGUUCCAGAUGGCGACCUGCUCAUCCAUUGUGGUGACAUGACCAACGACGGCACGGCCGCCUCUAUACAGAAGCAGAUAGACUGGCUUGCCUCACUCCCUCACCAGCAUAAGGUACUUGUGUGCGGCAACCACGAUAGCUGGUUUGACUUGAACUCACGCACCGAGGAGGACACAUUGGGACACCGCACAGUCGACUUGAAGACGCUCCAUUAUCUUGAGCGCAGCUCUAUUACUCUUUCAUUCAAGGACAACCGAAAACUCAAUAUCUACGGGGCUCCUGACUUGCCUCAAUGUGGAGGCUCAGAAAUGGCAUUUCAAUAUACUAUUGAUCAACACCCAUGGAAGGGCACAAUACCCUUUGACACUGAUAUACUAGUAACUCAUACACCUCCUAUGCUUCAUCGAGACCUCUCUCUCGGCUGUCCCGGCUUGCUAGCAGAGAUCUGGAGAAAGAAGCCCAAGGUCCACGUCUUCGGGCAUGUCCAUUGCGGUCGUGGGCUCGAGGCCGUCUACUGGGAUGACUGUCAGAAGGCAUAUGAAGACUUGAUGCUCCGUAGAAAACGAGGACCUCUUUACGACAUGAUCCCCAAUCCUGGAUGGAUAGGUGCGUUUAGGGUUUUAUAUCACGCCGCUAAAGGAAUUCUUUGGCAGUGGUUCUGGCUAGGCGGUAUGAGCAAUGGCAGCAUCCUGAUCAAUGCUGCCAUGCAAGCUGGGACUUCGGGAAAAUUGACGGAUCGGCCUCCUUUCACAAUCGAGAUAUGA